UUGUUUCCUGUCGGAAGGAAUAUAAUGUAGCGCACGCUAUUCGCGGAUAUGGAAGUGUAGUACAGUAAUAAACAAAAACAAACAAAUCAAAGCAGAAUAUUAUCUUUUGUAGACUUUACUGUACACGAUGGCUGUCAGCGCAGUGCAUUUAGAGUCGGACGCGUUUCUGGUGUGUAUGAACCACGCGCUGAGCACCGAGAAAGAGGAGGUGAUGGGACUCUGCAUCGGAGAGGUGGACACGAACCGUAUAGUGCACAUUCAUUCAGUGAUCAUCCUGCGGCGCUCAGACAAGAGGAAAGACCGAGUGGAGAUUUCACCGGAACAGCUGUCAGCCGCGUCCACUGAGGCCGAGAGGUUGGCAGAGAUGACGGGACGUCCCAUGAGGGUUGUGGGCUGGUACCACUCUCAUCCGCACAUCACCGUGUGGCCCUCGCAUGUGGAUGUUCGCACUCAAGCCAUGUAUCAGAUGAUGGAUCAGGGGUUUGUCGGACUCAUCUUCUCCUGCUUCAUAGAGGAUAAAAACACAAAGACUGGUCGAGUGCUGUACACCUGCUUCCAGUCAGUACAGGCCCAGAAAGGCUCAGAGUAUGAGCGGAUCGAGAUCCCGAUCCAUGUCGUUCCACAUGAAGCCAUUGGGAAAGUGUGUCUGGAGUCGGCAGUGGAGUUACCCAGAAUCCUCUGUCAGGAAGAGCAGGACACGUACAGGAGGAUUCACAGUUUAACUCACCUGGAUCCAAUCACAAAGAUACAUAAUGGAUCAGUGUUCACGAAAAACCUGUGCAGUCAGAUGUCAGCCAUCAGCGGGCCGCUCUUACAGUGGCUGGAGGACCGACUGGAGCAGAACAAACAGAGCAUCAUCAAACUGCAGAAGGAGAAAGAGCUGCUGACGCAAGAGCUGGCGGCAAUAUGAGGACACGGAACAAAACAAAUCACUCACUGCACACUCACCUCUCUCCUCAAAUGUUAGCUCUGCUGCCACUCUCGGAUGGGAGAUUAAAGACAGGACGUCUGUAAGUCCACAGUUCUGUGACCUCAGCACAUUUUACAGAGCGACACUGCUAAAUGCUGUUCUUACUUAGAGUUUCUGUCUUGUUUCUAGUCUAAAUAUCUGGAAAUUCUCAUUUUCUGGACAAGCAAUGAAUAUAGUGUUGUUUUCAGAAAUAUUGAGUCAAAAUUAAGGGAGUUUUCCUUAAAACAAGCUAAAUAUGACCAUGAAAAUUGAAAUAAGAUGAGUUUUUUGACUGCAUUGGCAGAUUAUUUUGCUUGUUUUAAGGAAAAACUCACUUAAUUUUGACAAGAAAACACGAAAAUAUGCUCUGCUUGUGUUGAAAAUGCUUCUUGUUUUAAGAAUUUUUAGACAUUUGGACUAGAAACAAGAUUAAGACCAGCAUUUUUUGCAGCUUAGUCUAAGUUUCUUCCAGCCAAAAUUCGAGUUAUGAAUUCUUUAGUGCUGGCUGCCAUUACAAAAGAGUGUUGAAAAUAAAACAGCAACUCUUUUAAGCCUUUCUACGGUGGCCCAGAAAGUUCAAAUGUGUCUCAAGUUAAAGGGUUAGUUCACAUGUAAUUGAAAAUAUACUCAUUUCCUCUUCCUCAUGUUGAGUUUUCCUCUUCUUUUGAACACUGAUAAAGAUAUUUUGAAGAAUGUUGGGAACCUGUAACCAUUGACUUGCAUAGUAAGACAAACAAAUAUUAUUGAAGUGAACGGUUACAGGUUUCCAACAUUCUUCAAAAUAUCUUCUUUAGUGUUCAGCCGAUAAGAGAAACUCAUAAAGAGUGAAUAAAUGAUGAUAUAACCAAUUUUUUUGUUUUUAUCCGUAAGAAACGUAGAAAACAUCAGGACAUUAAAGGGAUAGUUCACCCCAAAAAUAAUAUUUACUCAUUAUUUACUCUUCCUCAUGUGGUUUAUCAUGAGUUUUUUUCUUCUGUUAAACACUGAAGAAGUUAUUAGAUCUUAGAAACCUGUAACCAUUGACUUUAGUUGUAGGAAAAACAUACGGUGGAGGUCAAUGCUUAUAUGUUUCCAACAUUCUUCAAAAUAUCUUCUUUUGUGUUCAACAGAAGAAACUCUUUAAGGUUGAGUAAAUGCUGACAUCAUUUUAAUUAUUAUUUUUAUUAUGCCUGAGAAACGUAGAAAACAUCAUCAGUUUGACAACAUGCACUUUAAUAAAUUUAUACAGAAACUGAUUUAAUAAUUAAUACAGAAACACACUGCAAAAACUGCAGGACACAGUGGAAAUGUGUUGGGGAGCCCAGCCACAGCCCAGCCACUUGUAACCUGUAACCAUUGACUUCCAUAGUAGGGAAAACAAAACGUAUGGAAGUCAAUGCUUACAGGUUUUCAACAUUCUUCAAAAUAUCUUCUUUUGUGCUCAACAGAAGAAAGAAAGCUAAUAACUUGCAGCACAUUUGAACUCUCUCAUCCAACGUACCUUCCUGUUAUUUUGUCAUGCCAUUGCACACACACAGUUUUGUUUUCUGAUACUGUAGUGUGUAUUCGCUCCACACUCUGAACACACUGAUUUUAUUCUCUGUUACUGAUUUGAUUUGGAUGAUGAUCAUCAGUGUACAGUGACAUUAUUUACUAGCGCUGUUUCUGCAUAAAUCUCUGAAUGUACAAACGUGUCAGUUUGAAAUGACAAUGUAAAAUAAAAGCUCAAAUCAUUAAA
Danio aesculapii is the source of this 2666-nucleotide messenger RNA. RefSeq names its product BRCA1/BRCA2-containing complex, subunit 3 (gene brcc3). Gene Ontology annotation, cellular component: BRCA1-A complex; BRISC complex. The record is from RefSeq and is a predicted model, not a curated record. Bases 128 to 910 code for a protein of 260 amino acids. NCBI's taxonomy places the organism in Eukaryota, Metazoa, Chordata, Actinopteri, Cypriniformes, Danionidae. The transcript has 8 exons. Gene Ontology annotation, biological process: double-strand break repair. Gene Ontology annotation, molecular function: polyubiquitin modification-dependent protein binding; cysteine-type deubiquitinase activity; metallopeptidase activity.